AUGCUGCUGUACAGUCGCAAGAAGGUUCGCUACCGGCGUGACGGCUACUGUUGGAAAAAGAGAAAGGAUGGGAAGACCACCAGAGAAGAUCAUAUGAAGCUCAAGGUUCAAGGAACAGAGUGUAUCUACGGUUGUUACGUGCACUCUGCCAUCCUCCCGACCUUCCACCGGAGAUGUUACUGGCUGCUACAGAACCCCGACAUCGUGUUAGUACAUUACCUGAAUGUGCCGUACCCCGAUGACAACAAAUUAGCGACGGUCGCACCAAGCCUGGCCUUAUGGGCCGACAAGAAGGAAUGGACGAAAGAUGAGCUGGUCAGCCAACUAAAACCGAUGUUCUUCAGCGAGGAUGAUCCUGAUGUCUACAAUGACGUCGAGAUAACGGGGAAAAUGUUCCAGACUACGGAAACUGUGGAAGCCAUUGUUGGACAGCUGAUGGAAAAGCAACGAGCGGCUAGAGCUGCAGCUUUAGCCAGGCAGCUGGAGUGCGGCUGCCCAGACUCUACUUGUCAAGAUUCUAGAACUUGUGCCCACCCGCUACGUAGAAUUCAAGCCGCAAAACCACCUCCAUCUGAUCACCAAGUGUCGUCUACAACUGGCCCUUCACCGCGACCAAUGUCCCACCCACCAAGACAGUAUACCAGAGAUCAUAGACCUACACCACAGCCAGCAUCACCAUUACUUUUAUCUUUAGGCCAAAUUCAAGGAGGUGGUGGGCUUUUAAUAUUAAACGGUACAAGCAACGGUACUCAACAAAGUUCAUCGUUAGUAUCUCCACUGUCAGUGACGUCAUUUGUCUGCGAAGAACCCAGAGAUAGGUACAGGCAACAGUAUAAACCAACAUUUGUGUUAAAAAGAGAAAUUCCAGACAGUCAACCAUCUUCAUGUAUUCAGAACUCUGACUCGACAUUUGAAAUCGAAACUAAAGAGGAAAAGAUUGAUAUAAAUUUUGAUAGGAAAAUUAAAAUAGAACCAAAGUGUAGAAAUCAAGUAGUGGCAAGUGCACCAGCAACUCCAUCAAGGUACCCAGAUUUAGUAGAAAGAUUAGAAAGUAAAGUUUUGACCGAUAACUGUGAUGAUACUUUAGUGUUACUUGGUACUGAUGGCAAUUUAGCUGCUAGUGGAUUCUUUGAUGAGACUCUUGAAUUAUCACAUGAAGAUAUUCAGAAAACUUUAUCGGCUAAUAUGCCAACUUGUGAGUUAGACAGAAAUGGGGUAAGAUCUACUGAUACCGCCAAUGUUAUGGUCUCAGGGAUUGAUACUAUGGACUUUAUAGAGAGUUGUGAGGCAGUAGCGUCUCCUACGCAUGGAGUAGAUGAUAAUGUAUUUGUUAAUUUGGAUGCUUUUGAUAUGCUCGGGGAUUUUCCUGAACUAGAGGUACUGGAUCCCAGCGCGAUAUCUACAAACCCUGUGACUAUAUGUGAUAAGUCACUACCAGCAACUGAAGAUAGCAAUGAAAAAAUGCAGACGGAGUCCACCAAUGAAGGAACAUUGAGUAUCACAGACUAUUCUCCCGAAUGGGCAUAUCCUGAAGGAGGAGCAAAAGUGUUGGUAGCUGGACCUUGGACUGACACAUCGGAUCAGUAUACUGUUCUAUUUGAUAAUUUUCCGGUACCUUCAAUAUUAGUACAAAACGGUCUUCUGAGAUGCUAUUGUCCAGCCCACGAAGCCGGCUUGGCUGCAUUGCAAGUAGCUCGAGGUGGACGCGUAGUCUCGGACACUGUUGUGUUUGAGUACAAAGCUGGUCCAGCACCAACUCCAUCGUCGCCUGCGUCAGCACCAUUGCCAUCACUGGAUUUAAGAAGAUUUUCCCUUCUGCAGCGCUUGCAGCGACUACAAGGGCGUUUACAAAUGAAGAUUGAACCCACUGAUGAUAAUAAUCAGAUUGAGGAUGUCCAGCUCUACUCUCAUCCAAAAUUUGAAGAGCGUUUGGUUACUUUUUGUCGUACCAUGAGCUCCAGGUCCAAAGGCAUGUCAGAAGGUUUCACUACGGAACCUGGAGAAGAUGGAUCUACUAUUCUGCAUUUAGCAGCUGCUUUGGGAUAUGCGAAACUUACUACUGUGCUUUUGAGGUGGAGACAGGAUGAUAGUAGUUUGGCUUUAGAGAAAGAAGUCAAUUUAGGUGCAAGAGACAGUGACAAUUGCACUCCAUUGAUGAUAGCAAGUGCGGCCGGUCACGUCGAGACCGCCGUAGUAUUGGCGCGAUGGAGCGCGGGCACGAGGAGCGAGGCAGGCGCCCGGGCGGCUGCAACUGCUGCACGACGUGCUGGACACACACAUCUUGCUGCGAUACUAGACCGCAUACAUCCACCACCUACCUCAGAAACUGGUAUCUUCCGUACACCUGUUACACACAGCCUGUCUCAGAAAAGCCGUGUUGGCAGUUUAGAGAGCAACCUAGUGAAGAGACCAUCGAUAGAUUCCGGUAUCAAUAUGGCGGACGCUUUUAGAUCCAGUUCCGCUAUUGACAAGUCGGAUAGCAGCUUGUCUGCUAGAUGGGAACGUAGCAUGUCUCUGCCUUUAGAUUCAGAUACUUCAGAAGAUAGUUUUGGUGAUACUAAAAUCGGAAGACGUAUGGAUUUAGCACUUUGCGAGACGGCGGCGCGGCGUGCGGCGAGCCCGCUCAUAGACGUGGAGGCGCUAUCCGACCACACGCCGCCGCUCUCGCCCACCACACAGCCAGGUCAGUCACUAAGCCCCCGACGCUCCGAUGCCCCGACGCCCAGCGCUCUCGCACGCUCGAACGGGGAGCAAGAUGACCGUGUGUUUACGCUGGCCGAGCAAAUUAUUGCGGCCAUGCCAGAAAGAAUAAAGAACGAAACAUCAUCCUUACUAUCCGGUUGCGGCCUGGACAACGGCCAGGAGGACACCCUUAUGGUUCCACUUCUUGAUGAUACUAAUACUUUUACGACUGAGUUUAGCUUUGAGUUCUGCGAUAAUACUUAUAGAUACUGUGGUGGGUCAACCCCCUGCUCAUCGGGGUCCGUGUCACCCGGCUCAGCGGCCCUGUCACCUCCGCCGGCAUCACCUCACUCCGCCACGCCAUCCGCUACAUUGCAGGAGUUCCUUAAUGCAACGACACACUUCUCCAAUCUUACGCUCAAUGAUCGUGAACAACGAGAGCUAUACUCGGCGGCCAUCACGAUCCAGAAAGCGUACCGACAGUACCGCGGGCGCCAGCUGCAGCGCCGUGCUGCCGCCGCCGCUAUCACCAUACAGAACUGCUACAGAAGAUACAAGCAGUUUGCGUAUUUGAAACAAAUGCACGCGGCGGCAACGGUAAUACAGCGUGGCUAUCGUUCCAUGCGAGCUCGCAGAAUGGCUAACACACCUAUCAGAAGGACAUACUCACAAAGACGUCAAAAUCAAGCGGCUAGGAAGAUUCAACAAUUCAUGAGGCAGUCUAAGAUCAAGUUGCAGAGCGCACAAGCCGAAAACGUGAGGGUGGUCCGGCUAUCGCCGGAUGCCCGCCGAAACUCAUCGCAGCGCAUCACCAAUACACCAACCAUGCCCAAUAGGAUCGUCGAUUAUCUUGCACCGGAAUCGCCAAUGAACGUCGACGACGACCUUCUGCUCGAGCUUCUGUUCAAAAUAUGA
Messenger RNA from Arctia plantaginis, 3597 nucleotides. The record is from the annotation of a GenBank genome assembly. Lineage: Eukaryota; Metazoa; Arthropoda; Insecta; Lepidoptera; Erebidae.